Messenger RNA from Sitodiplosis mosellana (orange wheat blossom midge), 2156 nucleotides. RefSeq names its product augmin complex subunit dgt6-like. NCBI's taxonomy places the organism in Eukaryota, Metazoa, Arthropoda, Insecta, Diptera, Cecidomyiidae. Gene Ontology annotation, cellular component: HAUS complex; mitotic spindle microtubule. Gene Ontology annotation, biological process: spindle assembly. The record is from RefSeq and is a predicted model, not a curated record. Gene Ontology annotation, molecular function: microtubule binding.
GGCAGUUUUCCUCAAGCUGGCGCCACUAGUACGAUGCGAUCCGUAUUUUGAAUUGCUGUCACUUUGCAAAAAGUCGCCGAUAUUGCGAGCAAAAGAGUUGUUUCUGUGUUUUCAGAGAUGUGAGACGAUUUUAAUCAAAACGCAACCGCAUUCAAAUUGAAACAAGGGCUGAAAAGGUGGACUGGAUUUUUUUUCGUUCAAAUUAAAAUUCAUCAUAAUUUUUUGGAGAUGCUUGUGAUUUAACGUGUUAUUUUUUUUUAUCGUUGUUGUGUGUAAUGUGAUUGAGCCAGACAAUAUCAUUGUUUGACUGAAUUCCGUUCGAAAAACGGCUUGUAAUAUAAUCUAGUGUGUGUGUUUAAGCGGCAGAACAAUGGAUCGAACCAUUAAUUCGCAUAGCGGUAUGAUUCAUGGCAAUAAAAAAUCAAACGAAUCGCCCAAAUUAACCGAAAGUUUCCUAUGUGAUGAGAUACACGAUAAUUUACGCACACUCGCCCUAAUACAUCCGUUCAGCGAUGAGUUUAAAGACGUUUUCGAAAAGGGAAUGUUCAUCAAACCCAAUGCAAAGGCGUUUCCCCAUGUCAUGAAAUAUCUACUCAUGAUCUGCGAUCCAACUGAUUUUAGGAAGAAAUUUUGCUGGCCAAUCUAUAAUAAAGCAGCAGAGGCAACAUUUCGAAAUUCCACAUUGGACUUGCUGAAUAAAUUGAAUGCAAAAUAUGAGCUGGGAUUUGGCGAAGUGAAAAAUAAAAUUUUAAUAUUUCCUGGUGGUAUGGAGUUUAUGCGUGUGAUAUAUGAACUGACUCGACUCUCGAUGCAAAUCGUUCUGAAAAGAAAUGGAAUCAAUGAUCCGGAGCAGCAACGCCCAAUUACUGUAGCUAAUGCGAAGGAGCAAUUUAAUGCUCUGGAAAACCUUCACAAUUUUGUGACCAAUUUCAAAAAAAAGGUGGACUUUCUAUCAACGCAAUUGAAAGCUAAAACGGCGAUACUGCAUCAACUGCUGCUAAAGAUUACGGCUAACACGAAUAUAAAACCCGAGCAUAUUCUGCAAGAAAAAUUCACCGAGAGUUGGAACGAUGUUCAGAAUGAUGUUAUUGAACGGGGAAUAUUGCCGGAUAUUGCUCGGCUAGAAAAAUUCCAGAAAAAUUGUCAACUGAUCGAAGAGAAAGUCACGGCAGUUUUUAAGCAGCACACAAUAACAUUCGAUAGGAAUGCAUUGGCUUCAUUUUCAUCGGAAAUGCAAAAGCAAUAUCCGCAAAACUACCAACAAUUGGCUACAAUUGUCGAAAAUGGUCACAUUAACCCGGGUCAUUUGUUGCAAGCCUUUUCAUUGGCACUGCCAACGAUGCUACAUUUGAUCGAAUCGUACAAACCACGUAGCGUAGAUGCAAUGGCGUACGAAUCGAAUCGACUUCAAAAGAUAUCGCUGAAAACCGAUGAAGUACUGCAGAGAACACUUCAACUCAGCACACCAUCCGAGGUGGAGAAUCCCGAAUCUCAUGGCAUUCAUGUGGCACCACAAUUCGAGAGUAUCCAAUCGAUGAUUUUAUCAACACCGACCAUUUUACAUGAGGCAAUUCGACGUGCUGAAAAUGCGGCGAUUAAACCAAAACGAAUAUCAUUGCUCGAUGAUGCGUAUCAAUUGCGACCAGCCACUGCUUCGAAGCCAUUGAAUUCGAUACUCGAAGAAUCGCUUCGUGGUGACCAAAAGCAAUUCUUGUCGCCCACACGUCUGUUCACUAAGGAGCCAAAAGCCAAAUUGGAUCCGAUGGCCAUUCUUCAGUCGAUUACAAAGAAAGAGAAAAAGGAAAAACCAUUGUCGAGCGGAAGUUUUAAGGCAAAAACAAUGAAUUUCGGUCUUCGACUUGGACUUGGCAACAAUCCACAUGAACAUUCAAAGGCAAAUGAUACGAAUCUUAGCGUGCCGGACUUUUCAUCGACACUGCUCAACCAAUCGAACGACAUCAAAGACACACUGUUCAGUGUGAACGAACAAAUUAACACUUCGUUGGCCAAAUCGGCCGGCAAAAAUGAUUACGCCGGUGCAAACGAUCGAAAAAUGCGCUCUUUGCUUGCCGUUGACACAUUCGAGCAUCCAGACCGUGAUAUAAAUUGCUCACCAUCGGGUCGCAUCGAACCAUUAGUUACGGCGAAAUUAAACU